UUAGUGGACUCCUCGAUCACCCCCGGCCCCUAUUAAAUCCUCCUCCCCUAUCUAGGGUUUGGCCACCCUCACUCCAAACUCCUCGUCCUCUAAUCCUUUUCCUAUCUCUAUCCUUCAUCCCAAUGGCCUCGGCGGCGGCGAAGCGGAAGCCGGUGUUCGUCAAGGUGGACCAGCUCAAGCCCGGCACGGCCGGCCACACGCUCGUCGCCAAGGUGCUCAGCUCCAAGACAGUCCUCCAGAAGGGCCGCCCCGGCGCUGCCGCUGCCGGCCCGGCGGCGCGGCCCACCAGGAUCGCCGAGUGCCUCAUCGGCGACGAGACCGGCUGCAUCCUCUUCACCGCCCGCAACGAGCAGGUUGAUUUGUUGAAGCCUGAAAGCACUGUUAUUAUCCGCAAUGCAAAGAUUGAUAUGUUCAAAGGUUCAAUGAGACUUGCUGUGGACAAAUGGGGCCGCAUUGAAGUCACUGAACCAGCAAGCUUCAAUGUUAAGGAGGACAACAAUCUCUCACUUGUGGAGUAUGAGCUUGUCAACGUUGCCGAAGAGUGAAGGCCUUGUUGAUCUCAUUCGAUAACCAGAAUGCCUGCUGGUAAAAAAAAUUCUACUUGUUGCAUCAAGAAUGAGAACUUGAGGGGAUGGAGAAGCUUAUGAAGUAGAUUGGAGCUGUUGGUCGAACUAGUGCAAGUUCCUCGUUAUCAUGCAUUUAUGUCUAUCAAUGGAUAUUAGUUGCUGCAGCGUUAUGGUUGUAUGAACAAAUGUGAUGUGCUGAGCAGUUAAUACGCUAAUGGUUCUUGAGCUCUUCAGAAUGGAUUGAUGUGUCUGAGGAGAAAUUUGGGUUUGCAUUA
Messenger RNA from Panicum hallii, 841 nucleotides. RefSeq lists its product as uncharacterized. The coding region runs from base 123 to 545 and encodes 140 amino acids. The record is from RefSeq and is a predicted model, not a curated record. The transcript is spliced from 2 exons. Lineage: Eukaryota; Viridiplantae; Streptophyta; Magnoliopsida; Poales; Poaceae.